AGAUGAUCUAUUUUUAAGUUUAUUAAUGCAUACUCUUGAAGUGCUAGCGUUGGCGAACUAUUUUUUUAUCGGGAGAUUAAUUUAUGGUUCAUUUAAACCAAAAUUUAAUGUUGUCUAGGUCAAGAAAUACAAAACUUUUAGUACAGAGAGUAACAGACAAAGACAAGUAACAGAGUAAAAGCAAUGCUACAAACAAUGCUGGUUCGUUGGCUCCAGCCCUGAUUAGUCAUCAAAUUGUAAUAACAGCAUCAUACGUUAACGUUUGCAUAUUUCAUCUUAAUUCAGCGCAUAUUCUUUAUUUCCAGUUCCAGUUCAUUUGCUAUGUUGAUACGACACUGAUAUUUGGUGAAACUUUAAAGCUGGUAACAUUGACUCGUCAAAACAUUAUCAGAAGUUGUUUACUUGUCUAAUCAGAUUCGUAUUUUAUUUGUGUGUGAAUGAGUAAUAAACUCAUAAUCAAACAUCGUUACUGUAAAGUGCCAAGUUUUGCAUAGAUAACGAAGUUGUAGGAAAAGUAUGCAGUUUUGUUCAAGUGUUUAAUUGAACGCAACAAGUUGUAAAAACGUAAAAACGAAAUAGGAAAGUUUUGUGCAGUUCUUUCUGAUUGUUGCAGUUUGUUGACAUUUGAAAAGAAAAUAAAAAAUGCUGACAAAGGAUUUCGUCGUUAACAUACUUCACGUAAGAAAUAAUUUAAAAAUUCGAUAAUGUGACCUAGAAACAUUGCGAUAAUAAUUCGUGCUGCAUAUUCAUGUAUUAAUAAGUAAACAAAGGCUUUGCUUGCAACAUAUGUACUAAGUAUGAACGCACCCAUUCCUGCACCCCGAAACUUGUCUCAAAAUGAUAUUAAAAAACCUGUCCCAACUCCAAGAAAGACAAUUCCUAUUAGAAAAGUGGAAGUUGAGCAACAAUCUUUGAGAAAUGAAAAUUUUAAUAUUAAUGAAGAUGACAAACAGUCAAUUAAAGAGGAACCAACACCGACAAGUACUUUCUCUAGACGAGUACGAAAAUUUAGUAAUACAUCGAAACAAAUUAAAGAUGAAUUGACUGAGAAAGUUAAUGAAAAGAAAAAAAUGGUAAUUGAGGGUACCCGACAAAGUAUGAAAAGAAUUACAAGACGCUUUACAACAUCAGGUUGUGAAAAUUCAAAUGCUGUUGAGAAUGUACCACAAGAGGAAGAAAGGAAAUCUGAGCCGGUAGGUGAUAUUUUUAACAAAAUAUCUUUUAAAUCUCCCAUAAAGUUAAUAGAAAAUGAUUAUGCUAAUUCUGAAGUUGAUAGAUUAAGCAAUCACAGUUCUGAAAGCUUAGAAAGUUUGCCACCCCCUAUGUACCCUCCACCUCCUCUUAGAGAAGAUGCUAUUUAUGAUAAGCCACAAUCACUUCCUUCUUCAAGUGGAAAUAGUAUAAGCAACAGUUCUGGCAGUGCACCAAUUUGUCAUACUAAUUCAAAUUUGUAUGAAAGUGUUUUCCCUUCUUAUCCCAAUAACAGUGAUUCUGAAAGCUGUACAGAUACAGUUGCUGGCACCAUUGACAAAAAGCUUGAACUUUCCAGAUCAGAUUCGUGGUAUUAUUAUGAUUCAGUUUCAAAAAAUGAAAACAUUUAUUCUAAUGUUGAUGCUACACCUCCUUUAAUUGCUGAAAAAGUUGAACCUGAAAGCACAUUGACAAAUAACGUCAUAAGUUAUGAGAAUUAUGAGAUAAACAGAACCAAGUCACCUAAUAUAGUCAGUGAAUUAAAAGCUUCACCUCAAGAUAGCCCAAAAAUUAACGAAUGUAGAAAGCAACAUCCUAAUUUAAACAGUAGCAAUUCCCCGUCACCUUCAGAAUUUAGUAAUCCGUUUAUGGCUUCAGAUUUGCCUCACAACAAUUUGAACAGCCCUAGUAUUACAAUGAACAAAGAGGCCAAUGCUUUAGAUGAGACUUUAAGUGAAGCACUAUCAGGUGUUUCUGUACGUAACUCGUUAUACGAAAAUUGUGCCAUAACGCCUCCCCCAAGGUUAAAAAAAGGCAUUAAGCAGCCUACCAAAAGCUUAAUAAUGCAAUUUGAUCCCCUAAGUAACAUAGAAAAAUUAGACCAUAACAUCACUGACUUGAAUGCCCUGGAAGAACUUCUGCAAGGGGACUUGUGCAAUAAUUCGAGUGUUAUUACUGCCGAUAACUGGAGCGCCUCCAAUGAAUCGGAAGUAGAGGAGUACAUGAGUCCUCCAACUCCACCGAUUAGAUUCGAUUCUUUGCCCGAAGAAACGAUGAGCUCUUCAUGGGAACCCCCGACAGCUAAUCAGACACCUCCACUUGAUAAAUCAAAAACGAGUUGGUUUUUAGAAGAGCCUGCACCAGAAACACCAAAGAAAAGACCCAGCUGGUUCAAGCAAGUCAGCGUUCGAAUGAAGGUACCUGAAAAAAUUACUUUCAAAGGAUCCAAAGAUAAUAUGCUGGUGCGACCUGCAUUGGUGUCUAAAGGGAUGAUUCAACAGAAAGGGAUGCUUUAUAAGAUUACUAGUGGUCCAGUUGAGGAUUUAUUUGGAGAAUUUAGCGCAAGAUGGUGUAUACUGGAAACUGGGAAUUUUUAUUGUUAUUCAGAUAACGUAAGCGACACUAUAAAAGAACAUUUUCCCAUGGAGAACAUUAUGAGCAUACAGGUUCUUCUGGAUCAAAAAUUUAAGUAUAGAUAUGAAAAUGAUGACUUGCAUUGCUUUGAAUUGAAUGUUUCGGGCAAAAGUAGAGGGGGAUAUGUUUAUGGUAGCAGAAGUGUUUCGGAAAGAAGAGUUUGGAUGCAGAAAAUUGCUGAAAGUAUGACCAAUAGAUUCAGUGCAAAAAUUACUUCUGAUUACAGUAGAAUGGGCUGGGCUUACGUUAGAGAAGGUAUCAGCGGAGAAUGGGCUGGUGCUUGGGUGAUUCUUUCUAAAAGGAUCUUGUACUAUGCAAUUGAUAAUUCGUCAGUAAAGUCGAUAGAUCUUAGGAAAGCUCGUUGCAUAGAAAUGAGGACUGUGCCAGAAACAGAAAUUGUCCCCACUACGAAUAAUAAAGGACCCAACAUGGUAGUAGAUUGCCCUUCUGCUGUCUUGUAUUUACGUAUGUGGACGUCAAGAGAAACAAAGGCUUGGUGUCAUAUUGUUCGAAUGAGUGCCCAUAGUAAUGGUGCUCUUUUAGAACAACAACAGCUAACUAAAAACGACGUACCAGUAAUCGUAGAAAAAUGUAUCAACUUUAUAUAUGCACAUGGAAGUAUGUGCGAAGGAAUUUACCGAAGGGCUGGAGGUGGAGGGGCCGUUCAAGAACUCUUAACACAAUUUAGAAGAGACGCGUGGGCAGUUCAACUUACUAUCGAUAAAUAUUCCGAACAUGACGUAGCUACGGUUCUCAAACGGUUUUUUAGGGACUUACCCGAACCUUUACUGUCUUCUUCAAACAGGCAAUAUUUAUGCCAAGUUUCAUUGGUCAAAAGUAUAGAUGACAGGGUUCGUAUGUACAAAGCAGUUUUCGACCAGUUCAACCCCAUUGCUUAUAAAACCAUUAGACGCCUGUUAGGACACUUGCAUUUUAUUAACAGUCAAAGUAAGAAGAACUUGAUGACCAUCGAUAAUUUGGCAGCGGUUUGGGGCCCAACUCUAAUGCAGUAUGAUGAUAAAGACGGACAGUUGUACAGUCAAAAAGAGGUGACUGUAGUUGGUCAACUAAUUUCUUUGUACAAAAAUAUUUUCGCCGAAAACGCCGAAGAAGUGGAGCAAGAAAGACAAAUGCUUCAGGUCCUGGAGAAGUGUACUAAUUCCCCCCAAGGCCCUGUUAAUACCAAAUCUUCUGGAGAUCUUAGGGUUUGGAUUUAUUUACACAAUAAAGAUGGGGAAACAUUUAAUGUUGCUAUUGGACCCCACAAGACUGCUUAUGAUGUAUGUUUAGAACUUAGCUCAAAAGCCAAAAUAGCAGUUCACGAGUUGAUACUAGAAGAAUUUGUCCUUAAUGGGAAUUUAUAUAGGCCAGUACAUUACAAAGAAAAGGUUUUAGAUGUGGUUUUGAGAUGGGGCUAUUGGUGUGAAGCAGAUAGAAAAGACAACAUUCUGGUGCUGUCUCCGCUUUGCAAGUAUUGGGAAUUUAUUCAAGAUAAAUUCUUGCCAGUUUCUGGUGAACUCAAAUUUGCUGAUAAUAAGUCAAGAAUGUUCAAGAAUUUCAUAUUCGAACUUGCACAAGCUAAAUUGACGUGCUACAAGGACAAAACGUGUGCAGUGAAAUUGUCAUCGUGGAACAUUGAAGAUAUUGUAUGGUAUCUGGGAAACGAGCCCAAAAGGAACCCUCAGUCGAAAUGGACGAUUACCUUUUUCCCGAAGAACGAACCUCCAGUUAGAGCGAAAUCGAAACCGUGGUUUGGGAAUAUUCUCGUCUGGACUGAUCCUGCUUUCAGGGCCAUGUGGCUGUCAUCUAUGCUACGACUGGAACACCCUACUGACCUUACUCCCCCACCACAACAUGUUAACCUUAUGUCAGCUUGAAAAAAAGGAGAUUAGGACAUACAAAACAAAGGUUUGGCAGCACCACGAAAAAUGAUAGUCCAAUUAUGUCUCCAUGAAGUUAUAUUGUCCACAAUGGUGCUAUUAUAAAUAUUUUUAUUUUAUAGGUUUAUAA
This is a messenger RNA of Agrilus planipennis (emerald ash borer), 4614 nucleotides long. RefSeq names its product arf-GAP with Rho-GAP domain, ANK repeat and PH domain-containing protein 1 (gene RhoGAP15B). The record is from RefSeq and is a predicted model, not a curated record. The transcript is spliced from 11 exons. The coding region runs from base 798 to 4481 and encodes 1227 amino acids. Gene Ontology annotation, biological process: signal transduction; positive regulation of GTPase activity. Gene Ontology annotation, molecular function: phosphatidylinositol-3,4,5-trisphosphate binding; GTPase activator activity. Lineage: Eukaryota; Metazoa; Arthropoda; Insecta; Coleoptera; Buprestidae.